AUGGCUGCUGCAACCCUUGGUGUUGCGGCUCCGGCUUCGGCGGCUGCGGCGUCGGUGGUGGCGGUGGCUGCAACGACGACGGUGGCGUCGGCGGCAACGGUGGCUGCAGCAGUGGCGAUUGCGGCAGAGACUGUGAUCCCCCGACGGCAUCGCGUCUCCCAGGCGGAUCCGCCCGUGGCCCUGCGUUUCCCGCCGCACGCUGCGGAAGCCAUAGAGCAGAUGGAGCCAGCUGAGGCGCAGCGCAAUACUCGCUUCGAAAUAGAGGAACUGUUUAUCCACGCCAAGGUUUGCGUUCAGGAGCAACUUGGACCAGACGCUAACAGCACCGGCAUUCAUGAAUCUACGGUUAAUUUUGGGCACACAUCUGCAGUUAAGCUCCCGCGCUUAUCAUUGCCGACAUUUGACGGCAAAUACUGCGAGUACCAAAACUUUAUCUUGUCGUUUAACCAAGUUAUUGGCCACCAGCCAUCCAUGUCUAAGAUCGAGAAGUUCAACCAGUUGUUAAACUGUCUUCGAGGACCAGCCCUUGAAACGGUUCGAGCUUUCCAGGUGACCGCAGACAACUACACAAAGGCUCUGGACCGCUUAAAGCAGCGCUAUGACAACCCGACUCUCGUAUUUUUGGAUAACAUAUCGUCACUCUUCGCAUUGCCAACUGUCGCCAAGUCAAAUGGUCAGCAGUUGCGCAGCCUAAUCGAUAAUGCAUCCGCAUUAUACAACUCGUUGCGUUCGUUGAGCACCGAGCCACAGAUUUGCGAGGCCAUGCUCAUCUCCAUAGUUAUGGGCAAAGUGGACCAGAAGACUAAGAGGAAGUGGAAUGAGUCGCUGGACUACACUACGUUGCCUUCGUGGGACAAAUGCGUUGGAGUCGUUGAACGUCAUUGUCAAUAUUUGGAAUCGGAUAAGAAGCCUCCUGCUGAAGCCCCUAUGAGUCAACCAGGUGGCCAUAGGUCGCGCUCGCAGAGGAAUCAGGCAAGUCUGUCCUUCAAUUGCACCACACAAACUUGUAACAUCUGUUCACAGACAGACCACAAGACCUUUAGAUGCCCAGAACUAAUCAAUCUCGCCUUAGAUAAUCGCCUUAAUGCAGUAAAGCGCCACAAGCUAUGCAUUAAUUGCCUUGGCAGGGGUCAUCUUGUAGCCAACUGCCCGUCGACGCGGAGGUGCCACUCAUGUGCACUACCGCAUCACUCGCUGCUUCAUCGGCCAUCGCCAGGAUCGGCCGCAGCUCCCUUGCUACUCCCUCAAGCGGAGCCUGUACAAGUUUCGGACGCAGUCGCGCAUACUCACACGGAGUCUCGUUCCGACUGUGUCAUUCUGGCCACGGCACUGAUUCUGGUCAAGGAUGCAGCUGGAAGCUACAAAAUAGGAAGAGCGCUUCUGGAUUCAUGUUCUCAGGUGAAUUUCAUAUCCGAGGAGUUUGCUCAAAGACUUCGACUGCCACGGAGCAAGCUCAACCUCGAGAUUCGUAGCAUUGGUGAGACACAAACGCGAAUUAAACACCAUGCAACCACCAAUAUCAAGUCGAGGCACAAUGGAUUCGAGUUGCUCCUUGAUUUUUGCGUGACAUCCCACAUUGCCUAUCAUCCAGAAUCGGAAAUUGACAUUUCUGCGUGGAACUUUCCGCAGCACUCAUCUCUUGCUGACGAGAGCUUUAACAAGUCUCGUCGGAUCGAUCUGCUUUUGGGGACGGAAACCUUCUUCGAUAUAUUGGCAGUCGGCCAAGUUAAAUUAGGAAAGGAUCUGCCCGUACUUCAAAAAACACUACUUGGAUGGAUAGUGUCUGGUCGAUGUCGAGCUCAUCCCAGAACACUCCAUCAGUACUCAUCUAUCGCAUUAACAGAAAUUGACCAAAAAAUGGAACGGCUAUGGCGCAUCGAUCAUGUGGAGCCUCCUGAGAUCACACUUACGCCAGAGCAGCGAAACUGUGAGGAGUUCUACACCAAAACGGUACGACGUAAUUCAGAUGGUCGAUUGGAAGUACGACUUCCAUUUAAAGAUGAACCUACCGUUCUCGGAGCCUCAUUCGACAUUGCCAAAAGGAGAUUCCUCUCCCUCGAACGCAGCCUAUGCAAAAGGCCUGAGAUAGGGGCCAAAUAUGUUGAAUUUAUGCAGGAGUUUCAAAAUCUGGGACACAUGAGUCCCGUGAGCCAUCCACAGUUAAACACUCCGCAUUAUUAUAUUCCGCACCACUGCGUGCUCAAGCCUAAUAGCACAUCAACAAAGCUCAGAGUGGUUUUCGACGCAUCCUGCAAGACGACGUCCCAGAAAUCGCUCAACGACAUUCUGAUGGUCGGGCCGACCAUUCAGCCAGAUCUUUAUACACUACUCCUGCGUUUUCGGAUACAUCGCUAUGCCAUCACUGCUGAUGUGGUCAAGAUGUUCCGCCAAGUCAACAUGUUUGCCGAGGAUCGCAGAUUCCAAUACAUUCUUUGGAGAGCGUCGCCAUCGCAACCAUUGAGCACCUUCGAAUUGAAUACUGUAACUUAUGGCACAGCGGCUGCACCGUAUCUAGCCAUACGCAGUUUGUCAUAUCUAGCCGACAAAUUCAUGGACAAAUUGGAGAUUGGAGCUAAAGCCAUCAAAUCGUCUUUCUAUGUGGAUGACUUCCUAGGUGGAGCGGAUACGGUAGAGGAGCUACAUCAAAUCAAAAGGGAAGUUACAGCGAUUCUACAGGAUGGCCAAUUGGAACUCGCAAAAUGGCAUUCAAAUCACUGCAAGUUUGUCGAUGACGCUACAGUCAAACAUUUGCAGUUGGACGACGAAAUGCUAACCAGCACGCUUGGCCUAAAAUGGGACCAAGUACGGGACACAUUCAUGUUCUCGUUCUCGCCAAGAUUCGAUUCGGACCACGUCACCAAGCGCUCGAUUUUGUCCAUAGCCCCUUCGCUGUUUGAUCCGUUGGGAUUAGUUACUCCCAUUAUCAUAGUGGCAAAAAUUAUCCUCCAGGAGCUGUGGCUCCUAAAACUACAUUGGGACGAGUCAGUACCCCAAGGCAUUCAUACAGCUUGGAUGUCCCUGCUUGCAUCGCUUUCGUCGUUGGAGUCUGUAGCAAUACCACGAUAUUGCCUCCAAUCAGCGAUACAUACCUUUCAAAUACACGGCUUUUGUGACGCCUCCAUUCGAGCGUAUGGAUGCUGCAUCUACGCUCGCACAAUCGGAUCAGAUGGGCUGACCAAGGGGCUGCACUAUCACCGAGUUGGAACAAUCGAUAUGUUCGAGGGACCUGAGUUCCUAGGCCAAGAUCAUCAACAUCGGCCAAAGGACAGUCGAGACCACAGUGAUAUUGAUAUGGAAACUGUCCAACUGGAGAAGAGAAAAUCAGCCUUUGCGGUACACACGACUAGUAAUCAACUGCUUGAAGGAACCUACAAGAUCAGUUCGCAUUAUCGCUGCCUACUAGUUAUCGCUUGGAUGUACAGAUUUACUCAGCGCUGCCGUAAACUAACGCCAUUCCAAUCACCUUCGCCGACGCCAGCAGAACUGAUGCGGGCGCUACAUUGCAUCGUCUGGAAUAUUCAAACUAUUCACUUCGCUCAAGAGAUGUCCUCGGUCCUGAAGGGCCAUCCGAUUCGCACUAACCUUAAAAAUCUUAGUCUCUUCCUCCAGGUUACAGAUGGCUUCCAAAUUCUAAAGGUCGGAGGGCGCCUGGAGCUAGCAGACUACCCAAAAACCCAAAAGCAUCCUGUGCUGCUCCCAGCUAAGGAUCCAUUUGUGUCACAGUUCGCUCGCCAUCUUCAUCUACAGAACUAUCACGCCGGGCCACGGACGCUCGUCGCUUUAAUUAGAAAACAGUUCUGGAUAGUGAAUGCAAGGGACUUGGCGCGACAAGUCGUUCGCUCAUGUAUACAUUGUCGCCGCUAUCGACCAACUCUCGAAAGGCAGCUAAUGGGCCAACUGCCUAAAGAGCGGAUCACACCAUCUAGACCAUUUUCAAGAUGCGGAAUAGACUUUUGCGGACCAAUCAACGUCUAUUUGCGCAUCCGGGGUAAGCCGCCUACCAAGGCCUACCUAGCCGUCUUCGUUUGCUUUGCCACGAAGGCGAUACAUGUCGAAGUGGUAUCGGAUCUCACGACGGAUAGCUUCAUUGCAUCACUAAAGCGUUUUAUUGCCCGACGCGGACUUCCCUCGGACAUAUUCUGUGACAACGCUACAAAUUUCGCAGGAGCUAACAACAAGCUCGAAUCGUUGAAGCAGUUUCUGUUUAAAGACGAAACAACAAGAACAAUCCACUAUUUCUGUCGCUCAGAGUUUAUUAACUUCCACUUUAUUCCACCCAGGGCUCCACACUUCGGGGGCAUAUGGGAAGCUGCAGUAAAAAGUGUCAAGGGACUACUCAAUCGCACUCUUCGAGACACAAGGUUAACCUUCGAGGAGUUAGCCACUGCAGCUGCUGACGUCGAGGCGAUACUGAACUCUCGCCCGUUAACGCCGCUCUCAUCAGACCCGAACGACCUGGCCGCUCUCACGCCUGGCCACUUCUUAGUGGGUGACGCACUCCGAGCACUACCGGAACUUCCACCAAUCGACGACAACCUGGACAAGUUGGAUCGAUGGAAAAGGGUCAGCGCACUCAAACAUCACAUCUGGAGUCGCUGGAGCCACGAGUACAUCAACGAGCUCCAAGUUCGCACAACCUGGACGAAGACUUCACCAAAUUUGGCUGUCAACGACAUGGUAAUCGUUCACGAGGAUAAUCUUCCUCCACAACGGAUAGACGAUAUACUCGAUCAAUUCGGAACACCAGAGCAAUGCCACCGGCUUGUAGAGCAAAUAUUGGAGGCCUUCGAAAGGAAGCAAUACUGCUGCGCCGUCAUGCUGGAUGUCAAACAGGCCUUCGACAAAGUCUGGCACCCUGGUCUCCACUACAAGAUCAAGUCGCACCUUCCCGGAUCCCACUUCGCCUUCCUCAAAUCCUUCACCGAGGGUAGAGAGUUCCAAGUUCGCUGCGGAACAGCGACCAGCACGCCUAGGCCGAUAAGAGCCGGAGUACCCCAAGGCAGCGUUCUUGGACCAAUACUGUACACACUCUACACAGCAGACCUUCCUAUCACACCCUCCCGAAGCCUAACAGUGGCCACAUACGCCGAUGACACCGCCUUCCUAGCCUCCGCCUCAGACCCCCAAGAAGCAUCAGCCAUCAUUCAAAGCCAGCUGGAUGCCCUCGACCCAUGGUUGAAGCGAUGGAACAUUGCCGUGAACGCAGACAAAUCCACCCAAACUACUUUCUCCCUGCGCAGAGGAGACUUCCCCCCAGUCACGCUCAACGGGGAAACUAUUCCAUCUUCAAGCACCCCGAAAUACCUCGGAUUGACGCUAGACCGGAGGCUCACUUGGCGCCCCCACCUAAUCGCCAAACGACACCAGGCCGACCUGCGCCUCAAGCAACUCCAUUGGCUCAUCGGGAAAAGGUCCAAACUUAGGGAGAACCUAAAACUCCUCCUGUACAAGGCCAUCCUGAAGCCAAUUUGGACUUAUGGGAUUCAGUUGUGGGGCACUGCAAGCGUCUCUAACCGAAUCCGCAUACAACGCUUUCAAAACAAGUGCCUAAGGCUAAUCUCUGACGCUCACCCAUACCACGAGAACUCGACAAUCCAUAAGGAGCUAGGAAUACCGUGGGUAGCAGAGGAAAUCUCCCGAUUCAGUGCGAGAUACGCCAAGCGUCUAGACAACCACCCAAACCAUCUGGCUAUCAACCUCCUGGACAAUAGUGAAACCACCAGGCGCCUCCAGAGGAAACACCCGCUUGAUCUCCCCCACUUAUAA
This is a messenger RNA of Drosophila yakuba, 5766 nucleotides long. RefSeq lists its product as uncharacterized. Gene Ontology annotation, molecular function: zinc ion binding; nucleic acid binding. Bases 1 to 5766 code for a protein of 1921 amino acids. Gene Ontology annotation, biological process: DNA integration. NCBI's taxonomy places the organism in Eukaryota, Metazoa, Arthropoda, Insecta, Diptera, Drosophilidae. The record is from RefSeq and is a predicted model, not a curated record. The transcript has 5 exons.